AUGAACUAUAACAACGCGUCAAUAGCUGCUGCUGCUGAUGACAAGAAAAAUGGUUUUGCUGGUCAUGGCGAGUUGCCGGGUACUGAAGGAGGAUAUGAGGAUGAUAUGGUAUUAAGAGAAUUAGGAUACGCUCAAGAGUUACCCAGAACCAAAACAUUCUUCAACAUGUGGAUGAUGACAAUUGUCCUCAGUUCAAUUCCUUAUGGCUUAUCAACCACGUUCUUUUACACACUCGGUAAUGGCGGUGCUAUGGUUGCUAUUUGGGAUUUCAUCAUCAUGUCUUGUAUCUAUGUUUGUGUCGCAGUAUCCCUCGGAGAAAUCGCUUCUCAAUAUCCCGUAUCCGGUGGUGUAUAUUACUGGUCUUACAUGUUAUCCCCUACCAAACUGAAACCUUUGGUAUCAUGGAUCGUGGGAUGGUUAUCAGUCGUUGGUAACAUCACUGUUACUCUAGCGGUCAAUUUUGCCAUCAUCGUGCUGGGUAUUAUCGCCAUUCUCGGACAGCAUUUCUUGCACUAUGUUGAUCCGACGCAGGCAGACGAUCCGCUUCUUACGUCUUCACCGAAUUCGUCGACAUGGGUGCUGGAUGGCCACGAGGAAUGUGCCACUGGCAUGUUGCCUGCGAUGGCUGAAGAAGCUAUCAAGCCUGAGACUACCAUUCCAAGGGCGAUGGUUUGGGGAGUCGUCGUGAACGGUACUCUCGGUUUGAUCUUCCUUCUUAGUAUCAUGUUCACUCUUGGAGAUCUCGAGACCAUUCUUGCCAGUCCUACUGGCCAGCCCUUGCCUGAGAUCUUCUUGGAGGCGACAGGAACUCACGCAGCUGCGUUCGGGUUGUUCUUCUUGAGUAAGUUUGCUCGUGAUGGCGGUAUUCCCGGUCGAGGCUUCUUUGGUAAAACAUCAAAACGGCUCGAGAUGCCAUUGAACGGUUUCCUUCUGCAGUCCAUCAUUCAAUGUGCUCUUGCUUGUAUCUACUUUGGUUCAACUGCAGCUUUCAAUGCUUUCUUAGGGGUAUCGGUUCUCAGUUUAGGAGGAGCAUGUUUCGUUCCUAUCUUGGUGUCUUUCCUGAGAGGACGAAAAUUGAUCACCGGAGCUAAAUACUACAAAGGGAAAUUUGGUUUCUUCUGCAAUUGUGUAUCUAUCGCAUGGUUUUUAUUGGCUAUUCCAAUUCUAUCCUUCCCAUCUUACUUGCCAGUCACCCAAGAAAACAUGAACUAUGCCGCUGUCGUUUUUGUGGGAUUCGCUUCCCUCUCAUGUAUUUGGUACAUCAUUCAUGGUCGAAAACAUUACUCUGGACCUCCCGACGGUCACACAGGUUUGUAA
This is a messenger RNA of Kwoniella shivajii, 1317 nucleotides long. RefSeq lists its product as uncharacterized. The record is from RefSeq and is a predicted model, not a curated record. The transcript has 13 exons. Gene Ontology annotation, cellular component: membrane. Bases 1 to 1317 code for a protein of 438 amino acids. NCBI's taxonomy places the organism in Eukaryota, Fungi, Basidiomycota, Tremellomycetes, Tremellales, Cryptococcaceae. Gene Ontology annotation, molecular function: transmembrane transporter activity. Gene Ontology annotation, biological process: amino acid transport; transmembrane transport.